This is a messenger RNA of Daphnia magna, 697 nucleotides long. RefSeq names its product endocuticle structural glycoprotein SgAbd-3-like. NCBI's taxonomy places the organism in Eukaryota, Metazoa, Arthropoda, Branchiopoda, Diplostraca, Daphniidae. Gene Ontology annotation, cellular component: chitin-based extracellular matrix. The transcript is spliced from 3 exons. Gene Ontology annotation, molecular function: structural constituent of chitin-based larval cuticle. Bases 96 to 608 code for a protein of 170 amino acids. The record is from RefSeq and is a predicted model, not a curated record.
GUGAGGGACGUCCUCCGUUUUCGCCCUAAAAUUCAUUAAAAAAAAUUGUAAAAAUUGAAAUAGCGUCCCACUGCAUACACUCUAUAAGUUAAUUAAUGUUUAUGCUCCUUGCUGCCGCUGCGCCUUCCAGCAACAAGCCGGAAUACAAAGCCCCCAGCUAUACUACCCCAAGCUACCCUGCACCAAAGUACCCUACCCCUGGCUACCCUGCACCAGCUUACCCUACUCCCAGCUACAACAAGGAUAACAAAUACGCUGAUAUCACCAUCACCAGCCAAUCUGACGAACGCAACCUCGAUGGCAGCAGCCAAUGGAGCUAUGCCCAGUCUGACUACACUACCCGUGAAGAGUCUCAAGUUCAGAAGAAAAUGCAAGGAGUCACCUACGACUCUUACGGCAAAGAAUCGUACGGUGAAGUCCUAGGCAACACCAACAAGGGAUCCUCUUACUGGGUUGUCCCUGAAGGCCAGAAAUUCACUUUGACCUGGGCCGCUGAUGAAGCUGGAUUCCAGCCCAAAGGUGAUCACCUGCCCGUCGCACCCGUCCACAAAUACGAACUUCCAGUUGCCCCUGCUCUCCCUUAUACGCGCACUGGACUCGGUUAUUAAAACAUAAGCAUUUCGUAAGUGAUACCUGAUUGAUGCGAACUGUGCAGUCCUAACUUAUUGAUUUUCAAAUAAACGGAAUGGAAACUGAA